Messenger RNA from Ceraceosorus guamensis, 1610 nucleotides. RefSeq lists its product as hypothetical. The coding region runs from base 142 to 1302 and encodes 386 amino acids. Lineage: Eukaryota; Fungi; Basidiomycota; Exobasidiomycetes; Ceraceosorales; Ceraceosoraceae. The transcript has 2 exons. The record is from RefSeq and is a predicted model, not a curated record.
CAACGCACAUUCUCGAUUCUCUCUCUCCGCUCGACUCUGCCAUCAACGGCCAUCGAGACCAUCGCAGCUCUGCACCUUUUGUUCUCCACCUCCCUCUUUCUCGCCUCCUCCACCCAGCCAGCGCCUCGACCUUCGUCGACCAUGUCGCGGCAAUCAGAUCACUCUUCCAGCGCUAGCACUCCUGCUAUGCCGACCUCAACCCAGGAUGACCGUAGAGCUCUGAUGGAGCCGAGCAAGGCCUUGCAAGGAUUAGGACAAGCCUCGCCCGCCGAGCCUCGAUUGACCGAUCAAGAGCGAGAAGUGCUAGCGAGCGUAACUCGAAAGAUUCGUAGAUGGCGCAACAUUGGAGUGUUGGGCGGAGGAGUCUUUGCAGGUAUCCUAGUAACGCGUCGAAAAUUCUCCCCUAUAGCUCGAUUGUUCGGUAUAGGCGCAGGAAUGGGCAUCGGAGGAGUAGCCGUUGCUCCUUUUGCGGCGAUCGGGAGUAGAGAUGAGAUCAAUUCCUUGAUGAGCCAGGACCAUUUCAGAGAGACGUUGAAGGAGGCUAUGAAGAGGGGAGAAGAUCCUUUCAAGCUGCUCAACAGGUCCAACGAUCCUGCGCAGGCUGCAGGGGAGGGCAUGGAUGCAUCGUCGGAAGCGCAGUUUGGGUACGGUGCGACGAGCGGCGCCCCUCAAGGCGACAAUGCGUUCGCUCCACAAGCUCGUUCUUCGCGCUCAGCCACACCUUCAAGCAAUGACCAGCCUCGCACGACUGCUGCCUCCUUGCCUCCCACUUUCAACACACCCUCUGCAUUCGGAUCAAACGAUCGCGCUUCAUCCGCAUCAGACCACACGCUCUCUUCCUCCUCCUCCUCCUCUUCCAUUCCAACAUCGUUCGAUUCUUCGCUCUCCGAGCCGCAAUCUGGGCUCAGCGGUCCACCGCAGCAGCAGCAGCAGCAGCAGCAUCAAAGUCGAUGGGCAGAGCUGCGAAACGAAAAGACAUCUCCCGAAUCCAGUUGGGAGAAGAUUCGACAAGAGAGUGGACGGAGGGACAUGCCGCGUGAGGUCAGAGGAAGCACAUCUUCAGGCUCCCAGCCCGCUCAAGAACCCGACCCGUUCGCGGCACACGGUGCUGCGAGGGACAAUCACCCGCGAGCAGGUAUGACCAAGCUGGACGGACGAGGGGAUGCGGGCGCGCCUGGCUCUGUCAUUGCUGCGGGUGAGGACGAAGGGGCUAGGCAGAGGGAAAGGUGUAGGAGAGAAUUCGAAAUGGGUAUGGAGAGGGAAAGAAGAGGAGUGCAAGGCUCGACCAUCAAUUACAAUUGAGAUGUCGGGAGCGAGUUGGGGAAAUCAAGAGUUUGAUUUUACCUACUUGGAUCUUCUGCACGGCAGCGAAAUCGCAUCAUCCACUGCGUACCGUGACGAGAUCGCACCUUUGACUGAAUGCUGCAGAUGUUGCUGUCAGGUUGGCACAUUUUGUCGUGGGUCUUGUAAAGUCAAAGCGGCAGCCGACCAUGCUGCUGCUCAUGGCAUUGCUGUAAAGUGCUCGGCAAGAUUUACAACAGGAGCGUACGAAACACGAAUGCGAAAGGUGGAGUGGAACGCAUGUCCUUGCGGGGGGUUACAUGCACAGC